GGAAGUGGUGGCGGGCCCGUGCGGAUGGCGGCGGCGGCGGCGAUGGCUGCAGCGAGCUGCGGAGGGGCUGGGGCGGCCCGCUCCCUCUCCCGCUUCCGAGGUUGCCUGGCGGGCGCGCUGCUCGGGGACUGCGUGGGCGCCAUCUACGAGGCGCAGGACACCGUCAGCCUGACGUCAGUGCUGCGUCACGUCCAGAGCCUGGAGCCCGACCCCGGCUCGGCGGGCAGCGCGCGGACAGAAGCUUUGUACUACACAGAUGACACCGCCAUGGCCAGGGCCCUCGUGCAGUCCCUGCUGUCCAAGGAGGCUUUCGACGAGGUAGACAUGGCUCACAGAUUUGCUCAGGAGUACAAAAAAGACCCUGACCGGGGUUACGGAGCUGGAGUAAUCACCGUUUUCAAGAAGCUCCUGAGUCCCAAGUGCCGUGACGUCUAUGAGCCUGCUCGGGCCCAGUUCAACGGGAAGGGCUCCUACGGCAACGGGGGCGCCAUGCGGGUGGCUGGCAUCUCCCUGGCCUACAGCAGCGUCCAGGAUGUGCAGAAGUUCGCCCGGCUCUCGGCCCAGCUGACACACGCCUCCUCCCUGGGCUACAACGGUGCCAUCCUGCAGGCCCUGGCUGUGCACCUGGCUUUGCAGGGGGAGUCGUCCAGUGAGCACUUUCUCAAACAACUCCUGGGCCACAUGGAAGAGCUGGAGAGUGAUGCCCAGUCCAUCUCGGAUGCCAGGGAGUUGGGCAUGGAGGAGCAUCCGUACUCCAGCCGACUGAAGAAGAUCGGAGAGCUUCUAGAGCAGGACGCGGUGACCAGAGAGGAGGUGGUGUCUGAGCUGGGGAAUGGCAUUGCCGCCUUUGAAUCUGUGCCCACCGCCAUCUACUGCUUCCUGCGCUGCAUGGAGCCCGACCCCGAGAUCCCCUCUACCUUCAAUAGCCUCCAAAGGACUCUCAUCUAUUCCAUCUCACUGGGUGGGGACACAGACACCAUUGCCACCAUGGCUGGGGCCAUUGCUGGCGCCUACUAUGGGAUGGAACAGGUGACAGAAAGCUGGCAGCAGAGCUGUGAGGGCUAUGAGGAGACCGACAUCCUGGCCCAGAGCCUGCACCGGGUCUUCCAGAAGAGUCUGUGAGGGCCCCAGCUGCUGGGGCUCCGCCGUGUCCAGUGGGGCCAGCGACAGCUCAGGCUGGAAACCCUGCGCUUCUUUGGGCUUUGCCCCCUGCCUCAGUCUUCCUGCAGCCUGGGCACAGGCACCGCUGGGGCCGGGGUCACGGGGGAGGUGACUGGAACGGAGUGAGGGACUGGGGCCUCCCCGUGCUGGUUUCUGGCUUGCUGCAGAGCCUUGGGCACCCCUGGCCCCUCAGACACGAGGAAGCAGGGCAGGUUUAUUGGCGGGUACGCGUGGCGUUUUCCUUAUUAUCUAGGACAUGGGAUGGGGAGGAAAUGGUCUGCAGUAGCAUCCGUUCUCCUCGUUGGGAUUUAGUCAAUUUGCCAGAAAGCCUGUCGUUGACUGGGCAGGACUGAGAGCAGCAGGUUUCCAUGGAUCCAGGAGAUGCAGUUGAAUCUAGCUGAUCUCCAUACACACCUGGCCCUGGGCGGUCUCAGGCUUGUUAACAGCUUCCAGCGGAAGCCACAGAGCAAUAAACAGUUUUCGGUAAAUCCCA
This is a messenger RNA of Myotis lucifugus (little brown bat), 1654 nucleotides long. RefSeq names its product ADP-ribosylhydrolase like 2 (gene ADPRS). The transcript is spliced from 6 exons. The record is from RefSeq and is a predicted model, not a curated record. Gene Ontology annotation, cellular component: mitochondrion; nucleus. The coding region runs from base 25 to 1122 and encodes 365 amino acids. Lineage: Eukaryota; Metazoa; Chordata; Mammalia; Chiroptera; Vespertilionidae.